Molecule: messenger RNA, 1611 nt
Organism: Acanthisitta chloris (rifleman)
Lineage: Eukaryota; Metazoa; Chordata; Aves; Passeriformes; Acanthisittidae
Gene: SH3GL3
Product: SH3-domain GRB2-like 3
Exons: 8
Coding region: 64-1020 (318 amino acids)
Biological process (GO): synaptic vesicle uncoating; endocytosis
Cellular component (GO): glutamatergic synapse; cytoplasm; presynapse
Molecular function (GO): protein binding
Source: RefSeq, a predicted model, not a curated record
CAGUUAUUCAGUGAAAAAAUAAGUGGAGCAGAAGGAACAAAGUUAGAUGAGGAUUUUCAAGAGAUGGAAAGGAAAAUUGACAUUACUAAUAAAGCUGUAACAGAGCUUCUCUCCAAAUCCACAGAGUAUCUUCAGCCAAAUCCAGCAUACAGAGCCAGGCUGGGAAUGCUGAACACUAUGUCAAAGAUCAGAGGCCAGGUUAAAACCACAGGCUAUCCCCAGACAGAGGGACUCCUGGGAGACUGCAUGAUACGGUAUGGCAGAGAGCUUGGCGAUGAUUCUAUGUUUGGCCUUGCACUACUGGAUGCUGGUGAGAGCAUGAAGCAAAUGGCAGAAGUAAAGGACUCGCUUGAUAUUAAUGUCAAACAAAAUUUUAUUGAUCCUCUACAGUUAUUACAGGACAAAGACUUAAAAGAGAUUGGGCAUCAUUUGAAGAAACUAGAAGGACGACGUUUGGAUUAUGAUUAUAAAAAGAAGCGUUUUGGCAAGAUACCAGAUGAAGAAGUUAAACAAGCAGUAGAAAAAUUUGAAGAGUCAAAGGAACUGGCUGAAAGAAGCAUGUUCAAUUUCUUAGAAAAUGAUGUAGAACAAGUCAGCCAGUUGGCUGUGUUUGUAGAAGCAGCACUAGAUUACCAUAAACAAUCCACAGAAAUUUUGGAGGAUCUGCAGAGCAAGCUGCAAAACCGAAUAAAUGUAGCAUCUAGUCGGCCGAAACGUGAAUUUAAGCCAAAGCCUGUAAUAACUACGACUCUGGAAAUUGGUGAUAAUCAGCAGCACAAUGGGAUUGCCUAUAGUUCUUCCAUAAAAUCAUCAGGUUCUUCAGUGCACAUGGAUCAGCCUUGCUGCCAAGCUCUCUAUGACUUUGAGCCAGAAAAUGAAGGCGAGCUUGGGUUUAAGGAAGGGGACAUCAUAACUCUGACCAAUCAGAUUGAUGAGAAUUGGUAUGAGGGGAUGCUGAGUGGAGAGUCUGGCUUCUUCCCCAUUAAUUAUGUUGAAGUGAUAGUUCCCUUGCCUCAGUGAUUGUGUCAUUCAAGCUGUGAACAUGAUUUCAUGACUGAAAUGGAUUCACAAAUGUUCUGUCAGUGUGGCAUUCUGUGAAAGCCUUGCUAUUUGACUGACUUACUGACUUUUGUAUGCGUCUUUUUAAAAUGUAUUUAUUUUAUAUUCCAAAAAACUUCACCUACCCUGAUUUGUCAACCUGCAAAAAAACCCAUACCCAGUUUUUUUGCUUUGUGCCUUGAAGAUCACUGUAUGGAGUGUUUACUGGUAGCUCACUGUUGCUCCAAAAAUGCAUUUCCUUGCUGUUAUUGUAUGUGGAUUUUUUUUUAUCUUUGGCUGCAAUGAUUUUACUAUUGAAAACCAUUUUUAAAAAUACUGUUAGUGAAGCUAACUGUAACCAGUUCCUGAGUUACUGAUGUCAUUGAGCUCUUUUCAUCUAUCACAUUGUAAUUUAUUGUGAACAAGUUACUACAUCUUUCACAUUGUAUGUUGACAAAAGGCAAAGUGGUUGUUGUCAAUAUUAUGAUGAUGUUGUACUAAGUACAAGUUCUCAGCAUUGAAAUUCCUAUAAUUUACUGACCCAAUUGAAUAAAUAUUUCUGUGGGAUAAGAA